Molecule: messenger RNA, 5196 nt
Organism: Xyrauchen texanus (razorback sucker)
Lineage: Eukaryota; Metazoa; Chordata; Actinopteri; Cypriniformes; Catostomidae
Product: protein WWC3-like
Exons: 23
Coding region: 240-3683 (1147 amino acids)
Biological process (GO): regulation of DNA-templated transcription; negative regulation of organ growth; cell migration
Cellular component (GO): cytoplasm
Molecular function (GO): kinase binding; molecular adaptor activity
Source: RefSeq, a predicted model, not a curated record
UAGAGUCAAACAUGGAGGACCGACACAUAGAGUUAUGAGAUCGCCGCUAAAGUUUUUGGAAAAGGUGGAUGCAGGACUGCCUGUUUUGAACCCCGUUCGUUUCCUCGUCAUGCCGUUUUGUUUUUUUUCGAGCGUCGAUGGAAGUUCAACAUUUGUAAUGCAGUAGAAACUUGUGUUAUAUUUGUUGUUGGAGUAAAGGCAGGGGGUUCGACCGCCCCCUCUACCGUCCCAGCAGCGCUAUGCCGUGGGUGAGCAGCUGUAAGCGGAGAGAGAGCUCGGAGCUGCCGCUGCCCCCGGGCUGGGAGGAAGCCAGGGAUUAUGAUGGCAGAGUCUUUUACAUUGACCACAACACUCGACAAACUUCAUGGAUAGACCCCAGAGACAGGAUUACCAAGCCCCUGACCUUUGCCGACUGUGUGGGGGAUGAGCUUCCUCUGGGCUGGGAGGUGGUGUAUGACCAGCAGGUGGGCGUCUACUACAUCGAUCACAUCAAUAAGACAACUCAGAUAGAGAACCCUCGCACACAAUGGCGUCAGGAGCAGGAGCGCAUGUUAAAGGAGUACCUGGUGGUAGCACAGGAGGCUCUCAAUGCUAAGAAAGAGAUGUAUCAGAUCAAACAGCAAAGACUGGAGCUGGCACAGCAAGAGAUGCAGCUCUUCAAUCAGCUCACUCAAGAUGACAACCGCUCCAUCACAAGUUCUCACUCUGGUUCCUCUUCAAAUGCAAAAUAUGACCCUGAGCAAAUCAAAGCGGAAAUCGCCUGUAGGCGUGAGCGGCUCUCCAGACUCAAACAGGAGCUUGCUCAGAUGAGACAGGAGCUACAGUACAAGGAAAUGGGAGUGGAGACCCUACAGGAAAUUGACCGAAAGAUGUCCAGCAGUCAGACCAACUAUAAAUUAGAUGAAGCCCAGGCAAUCUUCAGUGAGCUCCGCAGCAUUAAGAAGGCCAUCAGCACAGGCGAGAAGGAGAGGCAGGACCUCAUCCAGAGUCUGGCCAAGCUGACGUUGAACUUCUGUGACUCCAUUAAUGAGGUGGCCAACAGUGCAGAAACCCUGGGUGACUCCUGUAGUGUGCAACAAUAUACAGAUACUGGUUGUCAGACUGAUUUGAUGGGAGAGUUUGGCACCCAGGAGCCAUCAGUGUUAGCAGACAGAGUCAAACUCAGUUGGCAGUAUGAAGAGGCUAAGAAAAAGAUGUCCAGUAUUCAACAUCAAUUGGCUCAGUUGGACAGUGAGAGCUGGUCUGGGCGAGCAGAAGCUGACAGGGACUUGGACUUUCUCCAGCUUCUGCGGGAGAAGGAGGCGCUGCUUCAGGAGAUAACACUGCUCAGCCAGCAGCAGCAGCAGCACUCCCCAGACACUCUUCUCCAGCUGCAGGAGGAGAAACAUAGACUGGAGGAGGAGGUGCAGAAAGCCCAGAGCAUCCAUAGUCAGGGAGCCAAUCAGAGGAUAUUACAGCAGGAGAAGAGGAAUGUACUUAUGAGACAUCUAGAGGAGGCCACCCGUAUCACCACCUAUCUACACUCUCAGUUGAAGAGCCUAUCAGCCAGUAAUCUGACAGUGUCAUCCAGCAGUAGCCGUGGGUCUUUAGCUUCCAGUCGUGGAUCUUUAGCUUCCAGCCGUGGUUCUCUCAGCUCCGUCAGCUUCACUGACAUCUACGGCCUACCCCAGUAUGACCGUCCAGAGGGCAGCUCUGAUGUUCAAGAUCCUUCUUUCAGAUACCUUCUCCCCUUGGAGACACCCUGUAGGGAGAGUUCAGCCUUUGGCCCGAAACGCUCCCACGACACACCGCAGUCUCUCACCUCUCUCUCCUCUCGGUCCUCGCUGUCCUCUCUCUCACCUCCCAGUUCCCCCAUGGAUACCCCCUACUACUCAGCCCCUCAAGACUGCCCUCUGGCCCAGAUGACUGAGGAGUACAUGGAGGUGGCCAGCAGGGGGUUGAUGAUGGAUGGGCUGCGGAGUCAGACUCAAGCCCAACAACAGACAACACUUCCUGGGGAAGUGGAAAUGGUUGGCCCAGCCACUGCACUGGAGGGGAAGAGCCAUCGAGAUGGAGGGCUCCAGGGCACACACAACUCUACAGGAGUGACUCUGCGCUGUAAGAGUGCGAGUAGAACGAGCAGAAGGGCAAGACGAGUGUCUGCAGGAAUCAAUGAAGAUGUUUUGGCAACAGACAGUGGGGUGUUUGAAGCCUGGAGCAGAAGUAGGACCGAGGAAUCGGAGGAAGUCAAUUUUGCUCAAGACGUCACAGCUUUAGAGCCAGUUCAGAUUCAGCUUGGCCUACUAUAUGAUUCAAAUGGAAUGUUUUUGCUGCUGCAUGUCCUUCAGAUGAGAAAUUUAAGCAAGCCCACUGUAAGAGAUGGAUGCAAAGUAUUUGUGAAGGUUCAUGUUCUCCCAGUGGACUCCAGUCGGCCCUGCACUUACUACUGCUGCAAGGCCCAGGAGCCUCAAUCCCUGCUCAGCUUUAAUGAGGGCUUCCGAAUCCCCCUGAGUGCUGGAGGCCCCAGGGCCCAUGCCUUACAACUAAACCUCUGUGUCAUAGGGCCCCUCGGUCAGGAGGAGCUGCUGGGAUAUACUCAGGUCUUGCUGGCGGACUGCGCAGGCAGCACAGAAAUGCUCUUCCAGUGGCAAAGAGUGCAGAUUCACAGCACAGAGAACCACAGGCCCGAGCACAGCAGACUCAGUCAGCCCAGCCGCAUCAUGGAUGAAGAGGAGGAGAAAGAGGAAGGGCAAGACAGGGUUGAGAUGUCAGUGGUGACUCGUUUGGAGGUGAGGAAGAAAGAGUUACAGAGGAGUGAAGAGGAGCUGGAAAGGGUGGAGGAGCAGGGAGAGGCCAUUUCUAAGAGGAGUUGGCAGGCUGAGUCAGUGGACAGUGGCUGCAGUAACAGUACAGCGUUUGUCACUCCCUGUCCUGAGGGUUUGUGGGCUGAAGGCAUCUGCUUGGCCUCUGGGAGGCGCUAUCUGCAGUCCACUGAAAGAAAUCCCAUUAUAAAGGUGGACGCAGCGACCAACACAGAAGGUGUAUUUCCAGAGUCAAUGAGGAUGUGGCCGAAAGAAAGGGUGGGCCGCUGGGGUCACAGCUCGCCGUUUAUGCGUAGCAGCACAAUAGUGAGAUCUCAGACCUUCUCACCUGGAGCUCGAAGUCAGUAUGUCUGUAGGUUGUACCGAAGUGACAGUGAUAGCUCUACUCUACCAAAGAAAUCUCCCUUUAUCAGAAACACUCUGGAGCGAAGAACUCUGCGAUAUAAACAGCAGUCUCACCGCUUAUCUCUGGCUGAGCAGCCCACGCGUACCUCUCUGGACCUGGAGCUGGACCUCCAGGCAUGCCGUACUCGACAGAGGCAGCUGAGCGAGGAGUUGGCGGCACUGCGGGAGCUCAAACUGCGGCUGGAGGAACCCAUGCAGGGCCCCCGUGGCCCCGCAGACCUCCCUCAUUGGGCCUUACGGGAUGAGCGUUUUCGAAAUCUGCUCCGAGAGGCCCAGAGACAGUCAAAGCAGAGUAGACAGGAGCAAAGGCAAGAGGAGGCAGCCGAGAGGAGGUUGCGGAAAGCUUCAAAGGAGGUUCUGCAAAUGAGGGGCCAGGGUCACAAAGAGCCCCUUCCUGUGCAGACGUUCAAAGAGAAGAUGGCUUUCUUUACCAGACCAAGAUUCAACAUCCCACCUCUUCCAGCUGACGACGUGUGAGAUCCCUUCAGGCCACACUAUCAAAUAUGAAGAAUCAGUCUGUUUUUUUGUUUUGUUUUGUUUGUAUGUUUGUAUUCAUGCCUAUGAAGUAAUUAGAACAUAAAUGUAGUUAUUUCAGCACAAAGAUUCAAAUAUAUUUGAUAUGCAACUUUUGAACAACAGAAAGCUGUACAAAUAAAGCGUGCAUGGUCGUGCGUGUGAUUUUGAGGGUGUGUGUGUGUGUGGUAGUACUAAUGAUCACGUACAGCUAUAUUUUAUAUAAUUAUUGAUAUCUUGGCAAAUUUCCUGCUUGUUUAAAGAGGGAAAUAGCUGUUUUAUAAAAGAAAAACAUCCUUUUUACUCCUAUACGAUGUACUUCUGAUAUUUCUAUGUCUAUGCUUACUUAAGGCUGGAAGACGGGAACAAAGUCAGUUUAGACAAAUUCACUGUACUGUAACUUAUUUUAUAGUACUUUUCCUUGAAGGAAAUAAAAAUGCACCCUUCUUUUUAAUGUAUUUUAUAAAAUCUUAAAACGAAUAGCACUUACUGUAAGUGUUCUUUGACGUACAGUAGAAUGGAAAUUUUGGCUGAUUUUGUUUCUGUUACCUGAUUCUUUAAAGUUAUUUGCUUAAAAUGUCAUUUUUUUUAUCCACUUUUAUCGCAGUUGUCAUUGUCCCUUGAACUGUUAUUCUAUUAAAAUUAUUAAUAUUAAUUAUUACUUGUACUUUUCAAUAUAUAGAUGAAUAUAUGAAACACUGUUUUGAUUUUUUUAUGCUGUUUGUAAAACAUCUGCAGUGUUACCUCUCUUAUGAAUUUACAAGCAUUAAACAGUGAAAGUGCAGCUGUUUUUCAGAAAUGAUCUUUUGAGAUCAGGCCAAUAUUUACUCAUGUUGAACAUGCCUAACCAUCUAAAACAAAACAAUAGUUUUAUCAUUGAAAUGGUGCCAGGUUUUUGGUUUUAUAAGACCAGUGGUCUGCAGUUUUUGGCAUCACUCAUUCUCAAACUUCCUAGUUAAUCUGGGAAUUGGUCUAUAGUCUAAAAAUGUUUUAGACUGUUUUUCUCUAGAUUUGUAUUCUAAAUUGUCCAGAAGAUGGCGUCUCAAACUAAAUUAUGUCUUCAGAUUUGAUGGUAUUUCAAGUAAGCACCACAUUGUGGACUACAAUAUUUGAUCUGGCUCCUCUGGAAUAAAUAAUUGCACAUGAAAUAUUAUACAUUUUCCAUUGUUGUAUCAAAUAGUAAUGAAAUAAUAAUAAUGAAUGUGGUGCCAUGACUUGGGCUUGGGUUAAAUUUAUUCCAACAAGAUUAUUCUGGUCCACGCCAGUGCUCUCCAUGCCUUUUGGUGGUUUUAAAUAAAUGCACAGCAGGAUUAGUUCAAAUGCAUCAGAUAUAGAACAUUAAUGGGGUGGAAAACUACUAUAAACACAAAGAUUGGGAACUGUGUUCUUGUUUAUAAAUAGAGCAGAAUUGCUGUUGUAAUCAGUAAUGGUCUUUUAAGCUGCACAUGGGCCUAAAACUCCCUUAUUAAAGAAAUAU